AUGGCGUUGAGGCGCGGCAAGGAUCGCGUCUCGGUCACAGGCUCUGAAGAACUUCAGCUAUGGUAUGCGGUACGACAGAACCUGCGCACGCUCGAAAAGAUCCGCAUCGCUUCCGUCGACAAGGCAGCAACGGCCGAAAGUCUGCGAACCGACAUCGUCUCUCUGCUUGAAAAGGGAGAAAAGGGCGACGAAUACCGUACCAAAAGACGCAAGCUCGACGAUGCAUGCCACGAUCUCACCAGUCGAACCAAGGACGAACUUGCUGCUAUCGAGUCGGCGCAGGAAAGGCUCGGUAUUCUAGUAGCGCUCCGCAGCUCAGCCGAUGGCGGUGGAUCACGCAGCUCUACUCCACGCAAAGAUCUCGCAUCAAAAGUCAAGUCUGGCAACGCCAGCACACCUACACCAUCAGGCAGACGAUCCAACGUUCCCCUUGGCCCUUCGAGCCUUGGCUCUUCUUCUGGCUCAGGUUCUGCAACAAACAGAGGGAGACGAGAGACGCUCUCCGCUCAACAUCCGCUCAGUCAGGGUCGCAAAGUUGCUGUGCUUCCCAGCAAGACCAACGAAGAAUCCGACUGGCUCAAAGCAUCCGUGCUCUCUUUUGCCAAAUCGGCCAACGAAUACACUGUACAAGACGAUGACGAACCAGGUCCUGAAGGCACGUAUAAAGUGGGCAUGGACAACAUCAUCCCGCUGCCCAUCAGCUUGCAGACCAUGCCCGCGUCAGAUUAUCCGCCAGGAUCGCGUGUGCUCGGAAUGUACCCCGACACGAGUUGCUUCUACGGCGCUACCGUCAAAUCGGGCGGUCCAGGCCUGACAAGGAAUGCCAACCUCGCAAAGCUCAUCAAGAAGGAGGCCGAACUGCUCGAAGCCAAGUACAACCUCGAGUUUGAUGAUGACAAUGGCGAAAUUCGGCAGGUACCCGCUUGGCUCGUCGUUCAAAGUGCCGGUAUGUAA
This is a messenger RNA of Mycosarcoma maydis (corn smut), 954 nucleotides long. RefSeq lists its product as uncharacterized. Bases 1 to 954 code for a protein of 317 amino acids. The record is from RefSeq and is a predicted model, not a curated record. Gene Ontology annotation, cellular component: SAGA complex. The transcript is spliced from 2 exons. Lineage: Eukaryota; Fungi; Basidiomycota; Ustilaginomycetes; Ustilaginales.